AUGUCUGGCUCCAGCUCUCCAACUCGCUCGCUCUCUCGACGGGGCGCACCGCUCUCGAUCGAGGUGCCGCCGCUCCAGCAGCCAUCACCACCGUCAAACACCCUCCUCAUAACUGAUCUGAACGAUCUCUCUCUCUUCCAGCCCAUCUCACUCGAGAAAAUCAAAGCUCACAUCACGGCCACCGCGCCACUCAACUCAUUCUCACCUCUCCCGUCCUUUCGCCGCAUAGUCUGCUCGUUCCUGACCAUUGACGAUGCAAUCAAAGUACGCCAGCUUCUAGACAGGGAGCCACUACAAGGAAAAGGCCGAGCAAGAGUCUACUUUGGCGAAAACACACCCAUACAGACAGAUGCCGCAGAGAUUCGGCGCAGCAAGCUUCUUGAAGCUCCCCAGUCGCAGAAGAUGUUCUUCAUCAGCCCGCCACCCAGCCCUCCACACGGAUGGAUGAUGCGCAACGAGGAGCCACCAAACAAGGAGGUUCACGCUUCUGAUCUGGCCGAGGCCCUGGGCAGACUUGGUCGAUUCUACAGUUCAGACAGCCAUAUCAACGAGUCUGGACGACGGCCGGAGACCCCUGUUUCUCCUACGGAUGUGGCCAUGGCUUUGGACGGGAAAGAUGUUGCGCGUACGGGAUCGGGGCAACGAAGCCGUAGCAGCACUCUGAUUUAUCACCCCGAGCAUCAUGGAAACAGCCCGCAUCUCCCGGCUGUUAUGGUCGAGGAUACCACGCUUGACACUGAUACGGACUCUGAUAUGGACUUGAGCCCGCUUGAUAUUCAACCAAGAAGGAUACUUGCGCACACCGCUCGCCCUCCAGCGGAGCUCAUGGAAUGA
This is a messenger RNA of Microsporum canis CBS 113480, 834 nucleotides long. RefSeq lists its product as hypothetical. Gene Ontology annotation, molecular function: calcium-dependent protein serine/threonine phosphatase regulator activity; nucleic acid binding. The record is from RefSeq and is a predicted model, not a curated record. The transcript has a single exon. The coding region runs from base 1 to 834 and encodes 277 amino acids. NCBI's taxonomy places the organism in Eukaryota, Fungi, Ascomycota, Eurotiomycetes, Onygenales, Arthrodermataceae. Gene Ontology annotation, biological process: calcium-mediated signaling. Gene Ontology annotation, cellular component: nucleus; cytoplasm.